Molecule: messenger RNA, 319 nt
Organism: Phlebotomus papatasi
Lineage: Eukaryota; Metazoa; Arthropoda; Insecta; Diptera; Psychodidae
Product: UPF0184 protein CG14818
Exons: 2
Coding region: 1-318 (105 amino acids)
Source: RefSeq, a predicted model, not a curated record
AUGGAUUCUGACGAAAAUAAUAGUGAAAUGGCUCCAAAAACCCCUGAAAAGGACUCCAAAGCAAAGGUGGACAACAGUGGAAACAUUCUGGACACAGUUUCUCAAGACUUAGAUGAAAUUGACUUGGUGAGCAGCAGCUUGGAUUCCUUAAAUUCUGCCUUGGAUUCAAUUGAAGAACGAGCUGACAAUAUGCGGGCACAGCUGCUGGAACUCCUGAAUUCCAAUAGAGAGAUUUUGAAAGAAUUGCGUGAAGAGUACAAGCCUGAGGAGCAUGGAAGCAAAUCGAAUGGAAACUCCACGAGCAAUGGAAGCACUUAGA